GUUCCUACUCAUCUGGUUCGUCGCAGACUGACGGACUCUGCUGCAUCAUGUCGUGCUGAACUCUCGCGCUCGUCAGGACAUUAAUCUCUCCCCCGUGGUGAACCAACAUGUUGUGUCGGCCUCCAUCAUCCAGCCGCCGCCGCCGUGUGCCCCCGAGGCUGGCGGGCCUCUGGGUCGUGGCGGCUCUGGGGUGUUUGCUGGCCCGGUCCGGAGCAGCGGAGGAGGCGGCGGCGGCCGGCGGCAGCAGCAGCAGCAGCAGCAGCGGCGGCAGCGGCGGCGGCGGGACUGGGAGCCUGUGGUACCAGGACCUCUGCAGAUAUAAGUGGGAAGCUAUCGACCGCGACAACAGAGUGAGCUACACGUUGAAGCUCUGCGAGUCUUCGCCGGCGACCAGCUGCGGCCCGAGCGCCGCCGCCUGCGCCCAGGACCUCGCCACCGGCACCAGACAGUCCGUCGGUGAGCUGUCGCUGCAGAGACUCUCCGGCACGGUGCUGGAUUACAACAGCACGGAGAAAUGUCCGGGGAGCAGCAACAACAUUCAGACCAGCAUCAGCUUCCAGUGUGGGAAAACCAUGGGGACCCCGGAGUUUGUGGCCGUGUCCCAGUGCGUGCACUACUUUGAGUGGCGGACCUACGCCGCCUGCAAGAAAGACAAAUUCAAGCCGCACAAAGAGGUGCCCUGCUACGUGUUUGACUCGGACGGUAAGAAACACGAUCUCAACCCACUGAUCAAGGUGAGCGACGGCUACCUGGUGGACGACGGCGACGACACCGUCGACUUCUACAUCAACAUCUGCCGCAGUCUCAACCAGCCAGAUAAAUCCUGUCCCGACGGCUCUGCAGCUUGUCUGGUGACCAGCGAUGGAACCUACAACAUGGGUUCUCCCACCAAACCGCUGGAGCUGGUGGACAGUGACAGUCUGAGGUUACAGUACGAACUGAGCGCCGGUUCAUCUCCUCCGGAAUUCUGCAAGGGACACAAUCCUGCCGUCACCAUCACGUUCACCUGUCCAUCGAGCAGAAAUUCUGGCAGCACUCCGAAGAUGACGGCGGAGUCCCACUGUCGUUACGAGGUGGUGUGGGUGACGGAGUACGCUUGUCACCGAGACUAUCUGGAGAGUCACAACUGCAAACUGACCAGCGAGCAGCACGACAUCUCCAUCGAUCUGACGCCGCUCACCUUGAGCUCUUCAGACCAUCCCUACUACGCACACUCCGGCGAGGGCGCCGAAAGCUACGUCUACUACCUGAACGCGUGCGGACCGGUCGUCAACGACGAAUGUGGCAGCAACCCGUUAAUGUCGUCCUGCCAGGUGAAGAAGAGCGGCGGCGUCGCCAACAAAGUGGCUGGAAGAUACCAGAACCAAACGUUACGUUACUCAGACGGAGACUUGACUCUGAUCUACCCGGAUGGUGACAGUUGCUCCUCUGGCUUCAAGAGGAUGACCAUCAUCAACUUCGAGUGCAACAAGAACGCAUCCGACGGCGGCCGAGGGAACCCGGUGUUCGCCGGCGAGACGGACUGCACCUACUACUUCGACUGGGAGACGGCUUUCGCCUGCGUCAAGGAGAAGGAGGAUCUGCUGUGUCGGGUCCGAGACGGCAACAAGCACUACGACCUCUCGCCCCUCACCAGAUACCCCGGGUCGGACGUCGGUGCGAACUGGGAGGCCGUGGAUGCCAACUCUCCGAAGCCCGACUCGCGUUUCUACCUGAACGUCUGUCACAAAGUCGUCCAGACGGGAGGAGCCGCCGGCUGCCCGGUGAACGCCUCCAUCUGCGCCGUGGAUAAGGAACACGGGGCCAUCAGCCUGGGCGGCUUCCUCUCGUCUCCCCAGAAGACCAAAGUGGGCGACGACAUCCGACUGGUGUACACCGACGGGGAUUUCUGCGUCCACAAGAAGACGAGGAUCCAAACCAUCCUCACCCUCAAGUGCAAACCAGGAGAUCUCGAGAGCGCCCCCGUCCUCCGCAGCGUCUCGUCCGACGGGUGCGUGUACGAGCUGGAGUGGUACACCGCCGCCGCCUGCGUCCUCUCGAGAACGCAGGGGGACAACUGCAAGGUGGAGGACCCUCAGGCCGGGUUCUCUUUCGACCUGUCGCCUCUCUCCAAAGACGGCGGCUUCUACAACCUGACCAGCGGAAACUACGACUACUACGUCAACGUCUGCGGUCCGGUCAAAGCGGCCAACUGUCCUGAAAAGGCCGGAGCGUGCCAGGUCGAAAAGAGCUCUUGGAGUCUCGGCGAAGCCAACUCCCGUCUGUCCUACUACGACGGCCUGAUCCAGCUGAACUACAUUAACGGCUCCCAGUACAACAACAAGGAACACACCCUCAGAUCCACGUUCAUCUCCUUCCUCUGCGAUCCAGAGGCCGGAGCGGGAAAACCAGAAUUCCAGGUUGAAGACAAGUACACUUAUAACUUCCGCUGGUACACUUCGUACGCAUGUCCCGAAAGGCCCCACGAGUGUCUGGUGACGGAUCCCAACACUCUUGAGCAAUACGACUUGUCCAGCCUGUCUCGCUCCACCACCAGCAGCGGCAACUGGCAGGCCAUGGACUUGUCCGACACGGUGAACCUGAAGAAAUACUACAUCAACGUGUGUCGGCCCAUCAACCCGGUGCCCGGCUGCGACCGCCAAGCGUCCGUCUGCCAGAUGAAGUACACGUCCGAGCAGGGCUCUCCGAAGGAGGUCGUGUCCGUCAGCAACAUGGGGAUUUCCAAGCGAGGGCCGGUGAUCGAGGACCGGGACCAGCUGCUGUUGGAGUUCACCAACGGCUCCGUGUGCACGUCGGACGGCGGCCAGAAGCUCACGUACACGACGCGCAUCCACCUGGUCUGCUCCAGAGGAACCACGGCGAUGGGCCCGCGCUUCCUCAUGUACCAGAACUGCACCGCCAACUUCAUUUGGGAGACCAGGGCGGCCUGUGCCAUCAGGACCACCAAGAACAACAGCUGUGCUGUUGUGGAUCCCGACACCGGCUUCGAGAUCAACCUUCAGCUUUUGGCUUCAAAGACCGGAUACAAGACAAACGCGAACGGGAAGGACUUCCUGGUGAACAUCUGUGCAGAUCAGGCAGAGUGCGGCGCCGGCAUGGCCGGCUGUGAAAUGGAGGAUGGGCGUCCCUCCAGCCCAGUCGGGGUGGAGAAGACCCUCCAGUACUCAACCGACAAUCUGAUCCAACUCACGUACAAGGGAGCGCUGGAUGAUCCCACAGCGACUCGCGACACCUUCACCAUCAACUUUGUGUGCGAUCACAACUCCCACCCGGGCUCGCUGAAGCUGGUGCGGGAGGGUUUGAGCACGCUGCCCAAACACGUGGUCCACGACGUCCUGUUCGAGUUCUCCACCGCGCUGGCCUGCCUCCCCGCUCCGGUCGACUGCCAGUUCAGUGACCCCCACGGUAAUUCGUACGACCUGAGCAGCCUGAUCCGGAACGCGGAGGACAGCCCCUGGAUCCCAAUCGACACCGACUCUGUCAAGUCGCGCAGCUUUUACGUCAACGUGUGCAAACCUCUGCCCCACGUCACCGGCUGUCCAGUCGGUCCUUUGGGCGCCUGCGGUCUGAUCGACGGCAAAGGCUUCAACCUGGGAUACGUCCAGUCUGCGCCGCAGGUGGCGGAGGGCGGCUCCAUCAGCAUCACGUACCAGAACGGAGACCUGUGCGGUGCCACGGGCCGAUACUCCACGCGCAUCAUCCUGCAGUGCGACCACAAUGUGGGCUCCCCCAUGUUUGACCGCAAAGAUGGUUGUGAAUACGUCUUCAUCUGGAGGACGUCGGAGGCGUGUCCCAUCAAGAAGGCUCAAGGCGCCGACUGUCGCGUUCGCGACCCGAAGACCGGCUACGAGUUCGACCUGAGCUCCCUGAAGGGCCGAGACUACCCGAUCCGAAGCGACAAGUACAUCUACCACCUGUCGGUGUGCGAGGGGCUGAAGAGGGACGUCUGCACGCACGGCAACUCCGGCCUCGAGGCCGUGUCCUCCUGCCAGGCGGACGGUGACAAGCACAAGAUCGCAGGGGUGGCGAACCAGAUCCUGAGCUACGUGGGAGACCAGCUCAUCCUGAACUACACCGGCGGAGAGACGUGUCAUAAGACUUACCAGAGGUCAACGGAGAUUUACUUCUCCUGCCACCCUGACAUGCAUCCGGGAGCACCAGAGUUCAUCAAGGAGAAUCCAGACUGUACCUACCUGUUCAACUGGCCCACAGCUCUGGCAUGUGUCAAGGGCAAAACCACCAGCUGCUCCUACAACGAUGGUCAGGGCCACUCGUACGACCUCUCCCCUCUCGCCUUGGACUCCCGGAACUGGGAGGUGGAGUCGUCGAGCGUGGACACGCAGAACCGGUUCUACAUCAACGUCUGCAGGUCGCUGGUGCAGCAGGGAGGCUCGUGGAAGUGUCCCUCCAGCGCGGCGUCCUGCGUGAAGGUGGGAGACGAAUACGUGAGUCUGGGGCAGGUGGAGUCCGGUCCCACGUGGGACGGAAGUGUCCUGAAGCUGCGGUACACCAGCGGCCAGGCCUGUCCCGACGGACAGCGCAACAGGAGCAGCAUCGUCCGCUUCAAGUGCGACAAGGACCGAGUGGACUCCCGGCCCACGAUGAUCUCCGCCCUGGAGGACUGUGUGUACACCUUCCUGUGGCUAACCGCCGCCGCCUGCCCUCUGAACAGCAGUCAACACGACGAGUGCAGGGUCUCCAACCCGGCUACAGGUCAUACGUUUGACCUGAACGCGCUGGCGAAGGACGGCGGCUACACCGUCUACGAUCACCAGGACCACCGGAAGAUGUUCCGCAUGAACGUCUGCGGAAACGUGGCCAACGCCGGAUGCAGCCCCGACACCGCCGUGUGCAUUAAGGACGGCGGCACCGCGGUCAGCGCCGGUCAGGUGAGCAGGAAGCUCUCGUACAAGGAUCACGUCGUGGAGCUGACGUACGAAGGAGGAGGUCCCUGCGCGGCGAACACCGACCUGCGACACAGUACCGUCAUCCACUUCAUCUGCAGACCACCCAACAUGGGAUCGGCGCCCGCGGAGCCGGUCCUCAUCGACUCGGAUGCUAAAACCUGCACACACUUCUUCUCCUUCCACACGCCGCUGGUCUGUGAGCAGCCGGUGAAGUGUUCAGUGCAGAACGGCUCCGCUCUCAUAGACCUGACUCCGCUGAUUCACGUCAACGGAUACUACACGGCAACAGACGAGGCGGUGGACCAGAGCAACGGAUCCUCGGACUUCUACAUCAACGUGUGCCUGCCUCUGAACCCCAUCCCCGGGGUCACCUGCCCCCCCGGAGCCGCCGUCUGCAUGGAUCCUGACAACGGGCCACCAAUGGAUAUCGGUCGGACCACCAGCGGCCCCCAGAUCGACAGCGCAACGGGGGAGGUGUCCAUCACCUACAACAGUUCCAGCGUGUGCGCGGACGACCCGAAUCAGAACUACUCCUCCACCAUCAUCUUCACCUGCCAGAGAGGCCUGGAGCUGGGGUCUCCACGGAUGCUGAAGCUGGAAUGUGUGUAUCUGUUCGAGUGGGCGACGCCCGUCGUCUGUCCGGACGCCACCCACACCACCGGCUGCCAGCUCACCGACUCCCAGCUCCAGUUCACCUUCGACCUCUCGGCGCUUUCUGGUGAAGUUCAGGUGACCGGUCCCUCCAGCACCUACCAGAUCAGCGUCUGCAGCUCAGUGGCAGAGCCGGCCUGUCAGAACAGCGCAGUCUGCCGGGUGUCCGGUUCUGGCUCAAACAAGUCGGCUUCGUCGUUUGGCAUCAGCAAGGCCAUGACGAUGGACUUCAAACACGAAGAGCAGGCCGUGCUGAUGCAGUACGGCGGGGGAGAUCCCUGCCCACCAGUGACGAACGAGGGAGAUGUGUGCGUGUUCCCCUUUGUCCUCAUGAAGAGGUCGUACUUGGCCUGCACCAGCGACGAGAGGACGGACGGCAAGAAGUGGUGCGCCACCACCGCCAACUACGACAAGGACAGGAAGUGGGGCUUCUGCGGCAGCGCAGCCACCGGUAAACGCCAGUCGUCCAUUAUGUUCACCUGCGACCAGUCGGCGGGCCACGGCUUCCCACAGCUGCUCUCGGAGACGGCGGGUUGCUCGGCCACGUUCCAGUGGAAGACCAGUGCGGUCUGUCCGCCGAGGAAGAUGGAGUGCAAGCUGGUGAGCCAGCAUCAGACGUUCGACCUCCGAACCCUUUCCUCCCUCACGGAGCCGUGGAAGUUCAGCCACAAGGGAGAUUCGUAUUACAUCAACCUGUGUCAGGGCGUCCACGGUGGACUGCCAAGUUGUCCAGAGGGAGCGACCGUGUGUCGACGCUCGGCCGCGGGACAGACCCAGACCCUGGGCCGAGUUUACACUCAGAAGAUGAGCUACUCUGAUGGGAAGAUCUCCGUCAGUUACUCGGCGGGAGAUAACGUCUGUGGCAACGGCGUGAAGGCGAAGACGCUGAUCCAGCUGAGCUGCGGCUCCACGGUUGGACACCCGGCGCUCAUCAGUGUCAACGAGGCGUCGUGCGAGUUCGUGAUUGGCUGGGAGACCCGGUCGGCGUGUGCGGUGAAGCAGCGCUGGGUGGAGAUGGUGAACGGGACGAUACAUUUUCCCGACACCGGAGCUCAUCUCAGCCUGGGAGCCCUCUACUUCAGCCACCAUCAGGCGUCGGGCGACAUCCGACCCAACGGCGACCGAUACAUCUACCACAUCCAGCUGUCGGGCAUCACCAACAACUCCCUGCCCAGCUGCCUCGGUGCCAACAUCUGCCAGGUGAAGCUCAACGAGCCCUACAGACGCCGGAUCGGCUCCUCCAGCAAAGCCAAGUACUACAUCAAAGGAGGAAACCUGGACGUGAUGGUGCCCUCAGAGUCGGCGUGCGGCCGCGAGAGAACCAAAAUGGUGUCGUCCACCAUCAUGUUCCACUGCAACCCGGCGGCAGGCGUCGGCAUCCCCGAGUUCAUGCUGGAGACGGACGGAUGCCAGUAUCUGUUUGUGUGGCACACGGAUGCGGUGUGCCGCCUGACAACUGUCGAUGCAAAGUCGGACGACGACGACGACGACGGCAGCGAGUCUCCGGCUCUGUCCAGGCGGAGCCAGGCGGUGGGCGUGAUGCUGAGCGUCCUGCUGGUGGGCGUGUCCGUCUGUCUGCUCGGGCUUUUACUGCACAAGAGAGAGAGGAGGGAGCUGGUGAUCCAGAAGGUCGCCGGCUGCUGCAGGAGAGGAAACCAAGUCUCCUAUAAAUAUUCCAAGGUCAACAUGGACGAGGAAGGGGGCGAGGAGGAGAUGGAGUGGCUGAUGGAGGAGCUCGAAGCGCCCCCCGCGUCGUGUUCCUCGUCGUCGUCGUCAUCCCACCGCGGCCGCAGUAAGCGCGGCAACGGUCAUAUCACGACCAAGCCGGUGAACGCCGACGGCCUGCGCUCGUUCGCGCUGGACGACCAGGACGACGACAGCGAGGACGAGGUGCUGAGCGUCCCGGGCGUGAAGGUGGUCAAGUCGUCGAGGAACUCGGCCGCUCACCGCAGCGCCUUCCUGCAGGAGGAGAGCGACGAGGACCUGGUCGGCCUCCUGGACGACUCGGACCGGGGGAGGAAGAGGAGCGGCAGACCUCGCCCCUCGGGCCCCAGCCACGGUAACAACACGGCGGCCACUCUGAAACGGGACGAGGACGACAGUGACGAGGACCUCCUCAGGGUGUGAUGUCACUUCCUCCUCCAUCCUCUCCCCUAUCUCAGUGAAUGUCUCCAUAACGGCAACACCCACGACAGUGAAAUAUCAACCACAUAUUGAAAUCUGAAACCUUUCCUCUUUUUUGGGGGGAUUUUUCUUUUUCCGAGACUGCACCUUUCCUCGGGCCUACUCUGACUCUGUCCAGUCCACUGUCUACAGACUGUCACUGUUAGCACACGCCAUCUUAUUUAUUUAUUGAUAGCUGAUUAUUUAAAAUGUUCUCCACGACUUCUUCUCAUCUUUUUCUCUUCAUCAGCCACAAUUAUACCAAUAAAAACCCGAACAGGCGUCAGUUGAGACUUUACGAAUUAACCCCAACAAACAUCUUUCUCGAAAAGUAUUGACUCUGCAGCGAGGCCCGUCAGGAAAUUAAUAAAACUAUUAUAUUAUCUCUCUUUCUCUUCUAGUGUUUUGAAAAUAAAGCUGGGCCAUUUGCUUUAGCACUUUAUCGCGUUGCGUUGAUUCCCUGAAAAUGAUCCGCGCGUCAGUACACGUACAGAACUAUAGGGAAGAGUAUUAGGGGCCAAAUGAGGGGGAAGACUUUACUUUUUAAUUAAUGAGGGGGAUGAUUUUUUUUAAUUUUCCACUUUAUUCCCGAGUAGUAUUUCAACUUUAUUCUCCACAAAUGUAAAAAAUGAACACAAAAAUCUUCCCGCUCAUUUUUCUUCUUCUCAUGACUGGCCCUAGUACCCUUCCGUGGAUUCUACUGGGGGUUGAUUAAUAGUUGUUAACGUCCGUCCGACCGUCAGGACCGAGUUGGAAAACUGUGGGGAAGUAGUGAAACAUUUUGGGAGGAAAAAACAACAACAGCUAUCGAGGGGAAAUAGCAGGAAACCCGCUUCGAUUCCCGCGGCGUCAGGCAGUGGAGGCGUCGGCUUGUGUUGUUUCUGAAGGGACAUGAAGACGCUCGUUGGUUUUUUGGUUUUCUUGCCGUUUACAGUUGCUAUAAUAGCAGAUGUUUUCUCUCUUUCUUUCCCCGGCGAGAAGAAAAGCGCGAUGCCUUCGAACGAUGCAUCAACUUUGCAUUUUUCACCAACAGAUUGAGGUUUUUUUUUUUGGUCUUGUUUUGAUCAGAGACUUUGUACAUUAUGUUCGAUAACGUAGACGUUUUGCUUCGUCGUCUGUUUGUUUGUUUGUUUGUUCGUCGUCGUCAUCACCGGUGAAUUUGCUCACGCAUUUUUUAUUUUAUUUUAUAUGAUCAUUUAAAUUGGUCCGUCUGAGCGGGAUUCUCUGUACGUGUCUCUGUUCCGUGUGGAAACGGAGACGGCCUUAAAGUGUGAAUGGACGGUCAAUGGAGACGGGAGGUUGAAAGUGAGACGUGAGACGACGUGUUUAGGAUGCGUUGGGUUUUUUUUAACUCCCGCUAAAGCCAUAUUUCUUCAGCUGAGAAGUUUUUUCCCCCCCACCCGCUUGACCUGUCCCGUACACGACGGGCUCGGUUUCAGCGUUCAGGUGUGUGAUGGUGGAUGUUGCUCUGUGUGUCAAAAGUGUUAUUAACUCCACAAAGCCAAGUAAAUAAUUUUGUGCCGAAGUCCGCCCCUUUUCAGCCAAAUGCUCGAAAUGAUAAGACAAAAGGAAAUUAUGCGUAAAUAUAGCAGGAAUGCGUUCAGGCCAAAUGUCAAAUGAGUAAACUUGUUCACGUCAGCAGAAUCUGGAUGCUAAUUUUCCGUGAGUGACGCGGCUGACUCUUUGCGUCACUCGCGUUUUCCACCAUUGGUGACGUGAAAUUCGUGUGUCUAUGCGCCGAUGGCGCAAAACCCGUGUCGCUCGUUCAAAUAUUUUCGACGCAAAUUUCGCAUUUUCGCGCGGCGUCCAAAAUCCCAUUCACUUACGCGUUUGGUGUGAACCCACCGUUACAUUUGACAUUUUUUCUGCUCAAUAAUAAAACCAGCGCUGCAACAAAGGAUGUCAGCGAUGAGGGAGGACCCAGGGCUCAGCUGGUAUUUCACUGCUUUCUACAAUGAAUUCACACACUGACUGCAGCGUUUCCCCCACGAGAGUGACGAGUGCCGUAAACCCACACAGUAUAAGUACACAGUAUUUGGGUGCCGUCCCACAGUUCUUGUUGUUCUCCUUUAGAUUGCGAUCACAAACUUGCUGAAUGUACAAACUCGCUCAACUUUUACGCCACUGUAGUUUUUGUAAGUAAGACGCAGUGAUUUGUUUCAGAUCAAAUCGAACUCCUGUCGUUUUAACUCAACAUGGUGGAUCCCUCCUGCUGAAAAGAUGUUAAUAACUUAUACUCAUUAUCAUUAUUGAUGAAUCAGUUCAUUGUUUUUCUUUCCCUCAAUUCGUUAAUGAAUUGUCUGGAUUAUAAAAUUGAUGAACGGGACAUUUUAACAUCUAAUCACAGGUUAACUGAGAGAAAGACAUUACCAAUGUAUGAAUGUAAAACCUUUGGAGAGCACCUUUCAAUCCGCAGAGAAACAUUAACGAUCAUCAAAAGUUGUGCCCUUAAAUAAUCCCCAUGUUUAUUACACGACGAUGACGUGGUCCACGGUAGGGAGGGCGGUUUUCCCAGCAUUCGAUCCACAGAGACUAAAAGUUAUUAACAAGACAUUGUGGCGUCGCGGCUUCAAAAUCUCUCAUCAAUCAACAAACAAAUGUUCACCAUUCAGGGUAUUUCUAAAGCUUUAUAUACGCAAAACUUGCUAAACGCAGUAUUUGUAAAAUGUCCCCCAAAAAAAAAGAAAAGGGCAUUUGAAAAAUAAACAUCAGUAUUUUAUAUGGACGAGUAAAAAUGUAACUAAAACAAAUGUAAAGCGUCGUCGUCGUCGUCGUGCUCCGGUUCCUUCUGCUACAGGAAUCCAGCAACUUUACUAUUUAUGAUCACAAACUGAAAUUGCUUUUUUGUUUUAGUUUUUUUGGACUCCGUAAAGGUCCGAGAAAGAGCUUGAGCUUUGUUCACAUCUUUGCUCUAUAAAAAUCUCACUCGUGGUGUUAUGUCGUUACUCAUUGACGGUCUCAGCAGAAGAAAGCGAACGAUGGAGCGACUGAUCUGAAAAGAUCUGCUGUUUAGUCCAGUAAGUUAAAAAAAAAGUACAACGGGUAAAGUUUCCAAAGAAAAGCAACAUGAAAUGUCAACAAACCGUAACUUGAAAUACGAUCGUCCGGGCAAAGGUUGACAUGAAAUUGAGCCUGGUGCUUCUGCAGACUUGACGGACACGUUAUUUUCUCAAGGUGUUUUUCAUUUAUUCACCGUGAGAAAGCAUCUCUCGGUUGUUUUGCGACUCCUCGCCUCUCGAGGAGAAGCAGAGAAGCAGAAGCAGCCGACGGAACCGUUCAGUGAAGUGAACGUCCGCCUCCGUCUCCGUCGUCGUCGUCGCAUCAUCACGUCUGUUUCCGCUGUAUCUUACUGUAGCACCAAAGUCCGUGAGGCUCAUCUGCAUGGUACAGUACCCAACCUUCUUGUUGCCAUGACAAUAUUCUUGUGCUUCUUCCCUUUUUUUUUUCGUCGCCAUUUUUUUCGGGGGUUUCGUGAAACUAAACCGGAUUUUUUCGGAGAGUAAAAGCUGAGAGAUUGGAGUGACGUUAAAAAAAAAGAAGGUUUUUUUUGGUGUCUGUGAUGACUCGGGACCGUGGGAGAUCAUUAUUAUGUUUUUGGUUGGUGUAAGUUAUGUUGUCUCGUAUGUUUUUUUGUUGUUGUUUUUUUGUUGUCAGCUUUUUUUGCCUGUUUUCCUAUUUAAAAAAAAAAUAUUGAUGUAAAAAAUAUUGCGUUAUUUGAAUAAAUAAGAGAUCUGCUGUUUAA
Messenger RNA from Scophthalmus maximus (turbot), 11463 nucleotides. RefSeq names its product insulin-like growth factor 2 receptor (gene igf2r). Gene Ontology annotation, biological process: lysosomal transport. NCBI's taxonomy places the organism in Eukaryota, Metazoa, Chordata, Actinopteri, Pleuronectiformes, Scophthalmidae. The coding region runs from base 108 to 7685 and encodes 2525 amino acids. The transcript has 51 exons. Gene Ontology annotation, molecular function: signaling receptor activity; D-mannose binding; insulin-like growth factor binding. Gene Ontology annotation, cellular component: trans-Golgi network; plasma membrane; late endosome. The record is from RefSeq and is a predicted model, not a curated record.